AAAUAUAAUAACCACACGUUAUAUUCUAGUAGGAAGCCAUGGAAACCUUCUCCAUAACUGGAAACUCAUCUUCCUUCAUCAUUCUCACUAGACCAUCAACGAGGCACAAGCCAAUCUUCCUGCCACAGCGUCACACUUUCAACCCCAUCAGAUGCACCAAUACUGAUAAUAAUAACAAUAGUAGUAGUAGCAGCAGCAGCAACACAACCAAUGAUGAUGCAAACUCGGUUCAAGUUCAAGCACCAACCACGACACCAACUACUCCCGUAGAAAUAAGCUUCCGGAGAAGGUCGAGAAGGCAAGCCAAACGACUGCGAGAGAACGAGAACAGCGGCAUGCAAAAGGCGAGGGUGGAGACUCCCCCCAAGAAGUGGGAGGACAUGUCUCUGAGUGAGAAAGCAGUAGAGCUGUAUGUGGGAGAGAAGGGUGCUCUCUUCUGGCUCAACAAGUUUGCAUAUGCUUCAAUCUUCAUCAUGAUUGGGGGAUGGAUAGCCUUCAGGUUUGUGGGUCCUGCAUUCAACCUUUACCAGCUUGAUGGUCCUCUACUCUCCCCUUCUGAUGUCUUCAAGUGAUCGAUCUUCUUCAUCUCAAGUUUUUGAGUUUGAUCAAUAUUCACUCUUUUAGCUUCUGAGCUCAGAUGAUGCUCUCCAAUUAUGUUGCUACUAUAGUGCGUCACAGAUAUUAUAUGUACCAUUCCAGGAGAGCCAAAACCAACCAUUUUUUUUUUUGUUAAAGAGAGAGUUGUAAUGUCACUGCAGCAUUUUUUUUUCAGGCAUUUUUCGUGUUAGAAAUCAACCCUAUGAAUGAUCCAUAUACAUCAACUUUGUUUAGUGGGAUAAGAUUAUUGUAAUUGCUGUACAUCAACACCUUUUCAAGUAAACCGUGUAUUAAUCUAUGAAAUUGUAAGAUCAGUUUAAUUCUUGACA
Messenger RNA from Glycine soja, 926 nucleotides. RefSeq lists its product as uncharacterized. The record is from RefSeq and is a predicted model, not a curated record. The transcript has a single exon. NCBI's taxonomy places the organism in Eukaryota, Viridiplantae, Streptophyta, Magnoliopsida, Fabales, Fabaceae. The coding region runs from base 39 to 572 and encodes 177 amino acids. Gene Ontology annotation, cellular component: chloroplast.